GGCGGCGGCGGGCCAGGCACGUUCACCUAAACGCUAUACUCCAACUCACUCUCUGUCACACGGUCGCAUCGCAUAAGGGGACGACGACGGAACUGACUUGUGAAAUGCACGCCAUGAAAGCUUAUAGCGACAGAGCCUGGCCGUGUCUGUAGAACACAUUUGUUUUAGCAUUCGCUGAGGAACAUUCACCAUGAAGAAGCAAAUCAUGUACAAACAUUCGUUGCCUUCAUUGCAAGAUUGGGAAAGCAAGAGACCAGCUGGGCCACCAUCAUCACUUCCAGUCUGUGUAAGUGCAAAGCCCUCGUGCGAAGGCUCCACGCUCCCAAGGAACAGAGUGCCUGAUGACUUCGAAGCUGUGCAGACUUUGCUGUCCUUCUCACAGCAGCAUGUGAUGAAGCAUGACAGCAACUUUUCCCACACUGCAAAUUCAUAUUUCCCUCCUUCCCCUCCAUCGUCACAAGGAAGUAUAUCACCAAUGUAUCAGUCACUGGAAUCGGAUGCAGAAGAGUCUGGCGACCACUCGCCUCACAAGAAGAGCAAGUUUUCCGAUUCAGACUUAGAAAAGGUAUUGACGAACCAAAUGGCGCUGCCCCAUAUGCCCUGCACUCCACCCCGUUCUCCCAGUCCUUCCUUCACUGGGUAUUGUUCGAGGUCUUCAACGCCCAGCUCAUUGGCAGGAGUUCCAGUAUCUGUAAUUGUGAAAGCAACGAGACAGCCAAAGCAACAUGAAAAUAAAUGUGCUGUUGUGGAGCCACUCAAAUCUCCUCCACAUCGCAUCGUGCACACUGCUCAAGAGCAAAUCUUCGUUUGCUCUAAGGAUACCGAUCGUGAGUUGGACGUCUCCUCCGUUUCUGGAAAUUCCAGCUCGCCAAUACUACCUGUUCUCCCUCCGGCAAGUGUUGAGCCUGCCUCUAAAACUAUGUCAAAGGGAAUGCAAAACUGCAAUAAGCUCGUUGCAAUAGCACCAAAGAUACCAUCUGUGAUCCCAGUUAAACCUGGUACUCCCAUUAUUUUGGCCCAAGUAAAUGGACCAUCAACAAUGAUUCCAGUGUCCAACCCCGGAAUAACUCAUCUCAUUGUAGCUCCUCAAGGAAGUCAAAUUUCUUCCAGUGUUUUUUCACCUUUGUUCAUUUCCGCUGGUCCAGUACAACAGGGCAGUCAAGAAGACAGAAGGAAAACAUUCGAGUGUCCAUUUCCAGAUUGUGAUAAAACAUAUUAUAAGUCGUCUCAUUUGAAAUCUCACAUGAGGUCACAUACAGGAGAGAAACCAUACAAAUGUUCUUGGGAAGGGUGUGAAAGACGCUUCGCCAGAUCAGACGAGUUAUCGCGUCAUAAAAGAACUCAUACGGGUGAAAAGAAGUUUGGCUGUCCCUCUUGUAGUGCCAAGUUCAUGCGUUCUGAUCACUUGAGUAAGCACAUGAAGCGUCACGCACUCCGGAGAAUUGGUGUACCUGUGGCCCCAAAGGUUUCCACUUUGGCACCUGCUAUUAGUUUUAUAGCUGUGCCUACAUUACCUCAGUGACCUGAUCUCAUUUCUGGUGUAUAUUAAAGUUCAGUAAGUGUUUAGUUUUAAUACAGUAUAGAGGGUAUGGAAUGGAAUGAAUCAGAAUUUUGCCCUUUUGUCAGCGGCAGAAUCCAGUUGAAAGUUGUCAGGUUCCAGUAGGUUU
This is a messenger RNA of Macrobrachium nipponense, 1667 nucleotides long. Its product is annotated as Krueppel-like factor 10. Gene Ontology annotation, biological process: regulation of transcription by RNA polymerase II. The record is from RefSeq and is a predicted model, not a curated record. NCBI's taxonomy places the organism in Eukaryota, Metazoa, Arthropoda, Malacostraca, Decapoda, Palaemonidae. Gene Ontology annotation, molecular function: DNA-binding transcription factor activity, RNA polymerase II-specific; RNA polymerase II cis-regulatory region sequence-specific DNA binding. Bases 191 to 1522 code for a protein of 443 amino acids. The transcript is spliced from 3 exons.